CUAGCAGUCGUCCAGAAAUAAGACUCCAUUAUAAAAAGACAGCGCUCCUGCUACACUGUUCGGUGAUUAUUGAUCAUCUUUGUCCAUCGCAUAUUUCCAGGAAACCUUCAGGAAUUAAGGCUAUGCACAACAGCAAAGAGAUGGAUGAAAAAGUACUGGAUGACAUCUCCACCACAGGCUUAUUCAAAUAUAAGGGCACAUACUUUGAUACAAAGUACACUACACCUGAAAUCAUUGACUCUGUAGAACACAUCAAUGUAAGAGACGAUGAUAUUUUUCUUGUCACUUAUCCAAAGUCAGGAACUAUUUGGACCCAACAAAUUAUCUUUCUGAUACUUCAGGAAAGUAAAGGAAAUGUAACAGAUGGCACGGAUGAUAUUGCUGGAGGUCUUGGGCUUGAAUAUAACGUAUACGAUGUUGACUUUGAGAGUUGUCCUUCUCCUCGUCUCUUCUUAUCACAUCUGCCAUAUUACCUAAUGCCAAAAGGGUUGAAAGAAAAUAAAGGAGGAAAGGUCAUCUAUGUGUCUAAAAAUCCAAAAGAUAAUGUGGUAUCAUCCUAUCAUGUCCAAGAACUUCAGGAGUCACUGAAUGAUCUUCAAAUGACUUGGGGACACUUCUUUGAACAGUUUAUGGCAGGAGAAGCACCAGCAGGCCUGUGGUUUGAUCACAUUAGAGGUUGGUACUGCCAUAAGGAGGAAUUUAAUAUCCUAUUUUUAACUUAUGAAGAGAUGAUACAGGACCCAAAAUCAGCAGUGUUAAAAAUGUGUGACUUUUUGGAAAUAAAGCUUGAUAAUCAAGCAGUAAACAGAAUUGUGGAAAAAGCAACAUUUAAGAAUAUGAAGAGUGACCUACUUGAUAAAUAUAAACUGAUGUUAAAUGGUAUUGUAGGACAAAGUAAAGGAUCAUUUCUUCACAAAGGUACUAUUGGGGACUGGAAAAAUAUCAUGACUGUGGCACAAAGUGAGAAGAUUGAUAAAGCUGUGAAAGAGAAGUUAGAAGAUCUGCCACUCAAAUUUAUCUGGGACAUUGAUGAAGAAAUGAAACCUUUUCCCUUCUUGUCUGGAGAUCAAUUACAACUUGACAUCUUUUAUCUACUGUUAACCAUUUAG
Messenger RNA from Bufo gargarizans (Asiatic toad), 1109 nucleotides. Its product is annotated as amine sulfotransferase-like. The record is from RefSeq and is a predicted model, not a curated record. Gene Ontology annotation, molecular function: sulfotransferase activity. The transcript has 7 exons. Gene Ontology annotation, cellular component: cytoplasm. Bases 123 to 1109 code for a protein of 328 amino acids. Lineage: Eukaryota; Metazoa; Chordata; Amphibia; Anura; Bufonidae. Gene Ontology annotation, biological process: sulfation.